AUGCAAGAAGAAAAAACAAAGAAAUCUUUAGAACGAGAAGAAAUAUUUAAAGAUACAAAUCAUAAUGAAAAAUGUAUAAACAUGAAAAGGGAAGAUUAUAAAACAAAUAAUAUGUAUGAAGAUACAGAUAUAAAUAAUGUAAGUAAUAAUACGUUUAAUGAAAUAUCCGGAAAAGAAAAAAAUCAGAAUAACAUUGAGUAUAAUGAAAAUGUUAAGUCUCAUAAUAAAACAUUAAAAUUAUCAAAUGAAAAGAAUAAUUUGUCAUCAAAAGAAAAAGAAAAUAUUUUACAUAACGGUAGCGGGGAAAUUAAUGAUUAUAAUAAAAUGAAGGAUAAAGAUAUUCCCGGAAAAGAUAAAAAUGGAAAGACGGACAUUGAUAAUGAUAAUAAUAAUAAUAAUAAUGAUAAAAUUAAAAGUAAUAACAUAUUAGAAAGCGAAAUUAACAAUAUUCAAAAAAACCGGACAGAUAAAAAAAAAAAGAAAAAUGAAGUAAAUGAUACUAUACCCUCAACUUCUGAAGGAGAGAACAAUAUUAAUAAAUUAAAUACAAAUAAAAAGGAUACCAUUAUAAAUAACAAGGAUGAGGAUAAAAAAAAACGUGAACCCGAAGAAAAAAAUAAUGAUACUUUUCAAAACGAGCAAUCGGUUUACGUGGAUGAGGUAAUUAAGGAAUACCCACGAAUAUUUGCCACCAGAUUACCAUUCGAAGCAAGCAAAAAAGAUUUGGAAAAAUAUUUUUCGAAAUUUGGAAAAAUUGUAGAUAUAUAUGUUUCAAGAAAUAUAUCAAAUAAUAAAAAUAAAGGUUUCGGUUUUGUUUCCUUUGAAAAACAAGAAUCGAUGAACAAGGUUCUAAAAGAGAAGUUACAUAUAAUUUGUGGGAAGGAAAUUGUAGUUGAUGUUGCCUCCAUGAGAGAUGAUAAAUAUAAACAUCUUUUUCAUAUGCCAUCUGAAAAUUAUUUAAUGAAAAAUGAAAAAAAGGAUAAACGAUUUAUGAAAAAUAGGAAUAAAACAAAUUUUUUAAAAUACCCUAUUUAUAAUAAUGUGAACAAUAUUUCUGAUAUAUCAAAAAUCGGAUAUCACAAUAUGAUGUAUCCAAAUGUAAAUAAUUUCCCCUCGACUAAUUAUCAGCCACUAGCAUAUCAGGAUUUCAAUAUGAAAGCUAGCUUUAGAAAUGUUUACUCACCCGUUUUAUAUAAUCCCUAUGUAAAACCAUUCAAUCCAACAUAUAAAAAUAGCACACCGGUGGUAACAAAUGAUUAUGUUUAUAAUUUAAUAAACUAUAAUAUUUGGAAUAACGUAGUACCUUACAAUAAUAAUCUUUAUAAUUCCAAAAAGAUAUCAUUGCCAAACUAUUAUUACAACAGACCAUAUCCCAAUCAAAGCAUAGCUAUGAAAAAUAAUAAUAACCGCCCGCACAAUUUAAAUAAAAAUGAAAAACCCCGAACGAAUUACACAUCUUUUACUCGGAAACUUCCUGGAGGAGAUGAAUGGAACAAAAGGGGCUACAAAUUAUUCGUCACUAAACUGAAUAGUGCAACUACUAUUGAGAAGCUAAGAAAUUAUUUUGAAAAGUUUGGAGAAAUUAUUGAUAUAUAUAUGCCAAAUGAUGUAUACACUAAUCGUCCGAGAGGUAUAGCUUUUGUAACCUUUUUGGAUAAUGAGAGCGUAAAAAAUAUUUUAUCAGAUGAACAUUCCAAACAUAUAAUUGAUGGAAAAGAAGUUGUACUAGAUUUAGCAGAUCCGGAAAAUAAAGGAAAAAAUAAAUGA
This is a messenger RNA of Plasmodium falciparum 3D7, 1767 nucleotides long. Its product is annotated as putative nucleic acid binding protein. NCBI's taxonomy places the organism in Eukaryota, Apicomplexa, Aconoidasida, Haemosporida, Plasmodiidae. Gene Ontology annotation, molecular function: nucleic acid binding; RNA binding. The record is from RefSeq and is a predicted model, not a curated record.